AUGGCCGGCGCUAUUGAGGGCAUCGGUGAUGAGGUGAUUUGGUUUAUAAUAGCAGUGAUUGUUGUCAUAUUGAUUUCAUUGGCAUGGAUAAGUACACAUUUACCGCCAGUUGAUUAUUAUGUCUGGCUAGUUCAAAUGCAAAUUCAUCCAAAUAGAAGAGUUAUACAGGUGCUGCAAGUAGAUAAUCAAGAGAUAAAUUUACUACAUAAUCAGCCAGAAAGGCCGCAGUCAAGUGCAGUCACAGAAGAAACACUUGAAGCUCUAAUGGAUGAUGGCAUUAUAGAACAAAGUAACCCUUCAAAUGAAGCAGUGCCAUCACGGAGUGAAAACAUCGAUAUCAAUAAUUGGGAAGAACUACAAAAUGACCAAAACAUGGAUAAAAAUGCAGUUAAUUUAUAUGAUAUUUUCAUUCUUCUCAAAAAUGUUGCGUGUUCUAUGGUCAUGAUUUCAGUUUUCGAAGUACAACAACAAGCAACUGAUCAUGAGCAAAAUGUACUCUCUGUGAGUGAUACUUCAGGAACUAGAGACCAGCAUAGUGAAAGUCUUUCAACUUCAGCUCCAAAUGCAAGAUUAUGCUAUUUGCAGACUUCAGCCGAAAAGGACUCGGAGAAUGGAUCAAGGCAUGAAUUAUCAGCUGUUAUUUCAGAUUCGGCUUAUCAAUUUGAUGAAAAAGAAAAAGGUACUGAAAGACGUCAAUUAUCGUCUGUGAAAUUAAAAUUCUUGGAUGAUUCGCAAGUUACUGCUUGUACAGAAUUGGAAUCUACUGUAGGACAGUUUAAAAGGCGCUAUUUCUGGGAUUCAAUACAUGCAGGCAAAGCAGUUCGAUUAAUAUAUCGCGGACAGCUUCUACGAGAUGAUACACGCUCAUUAUUAAGUUAUGGUUUGCAUGAUCAGUGCGUUGUUCAUUGCCAUGUGAGUACGACACCUUACGCUCAGCCUUCCGCUUUUUCAAGUGCUUUAUCAAGUACAUUUUCACAUGAAAAUGAUGAUAUAAAUAGCGGGACAGCUGCAGCAGCUAUUGCAGCAAUAGCUGGUACGCAAUCGAUAGCAACUACAGCAGCAGGAGGUGAUUUUACUCGCAGGAUAGUCCAGACUUUUCGAGGUCAUUCCAUCGAGGAUAAUCACAGUGAUUCUAUGGUACUGAGAAUACGCAAUGCAUUUCUACGUGCUUCUCGAUACAUCUAUAAUAUGGUUAUGGGACCAGUUCCAAUGACUGUAACAGUGGAAAAUCAGUCAUUGGAUGCGGCAGCUGAUGCAGCAACGCAUAUGAGAUGGAAUCAGAAUAUAUUAGGAAAUUCAAUUGGUCAAUAUGUCUAUAUAAUUUUUAUAGUGAAAUUUCUGAUACUUUGGACAUGCAUGUUUUUAUUUCCUCAAUAUGCGGAUCGGUUUUCGUUGCUACUGCUCACUUUUCUCAGUUUAUUCUUUUUAUCUAUUAUGUUCGCGAAUUCCCGUGGAAAUAAUGAUGGUAUUCAGACUUAG
Messenger RNA from Thelazia callipaeda (thelaziosis nematode), 1479 nucleotides. The record is from the annotation of a GenBank genome assembly. Lineage: Eukaryota; Metazoa; Nematoda; Chromadorea; Rhabditida; Thelaziidae.